AUGCCGGCGAGGGCAGUGAUUGUAUCGAUCCUUGUAUUGGCUACGUUCGCAGGAUGUUGGCCCUACGAUCCUAACGAGGUUGGAUACAAUCUCAACGAAAACAAGAGUGCUGCGCAUCCGGCGGAAUAUUGGGGCCAGUGGCCGGAUCACGACUACUUCCCUUCGCCUGACAACUGGAGAUUCCCAUUCUAUACCCUCUUCGUCGAUAGAUUCGUGAAUGGUGACCCGGCCAAUGAUAAUGCUAACGGUACAAGUUUUGAGCGGGAUAUUAAUUCAAACCAGAUGCGCCAUGGGGGAGAUGUUCUGGGGUUGGUUGAUUCUUUGGAUUAUAUUAGUGGUAUGGGAAUUAAGGGCAUAUAUAUAGCUGGGACAAUUUUGAUUAACGAACCAUGGGGUGCGGAUGGAUAUUCUCCCCUCGAUACAACGCUCCUUGAUCGUCACUUCGGAGACAUAGAGAUGUGGCGGUAUGCGGUCACAGAGAUACAUAAAAGAGGCAUGUACAUCGUCAUGGACAGUACUCUAGCAACGCUCGGAGACCUUUUGGGCUUCGAAGGUUAUCUAAACACAACUACGCCCUUCGAGCGCGCAGAACAUAAAGUUGUUUGGAAAUCCAAAAGGAGAUAUCUUGAUUUCCACCCUGGUAACUCGUAUAAUGAAACCUGUGACUACCCGAGAUUUUGGGAUGAGAGCGGGUAUCAACUAGAACCAUCGGAAACUGGGCUCAGGGGCUGUUAUGAUAGUGAAUUCGAUCAAUAUGGAGACGUUGAAGCAUUCGGUGUUUAUCCAGAUUGGCAGCGACAGCUUGCCAAGUUCGCUUCAGUCCAAGAUCGUCUGCGCGAGUGGCUGCCGUCAGUUAGAGAAAAGCUCAUCAGACACUCUUGCCUGAUUAUUACACAGCUUGAUAUCGACGGCAUUCGAUAUGACAAGGCCACUCAAGCUACGAUAGAUGCAUUAGGCGAUAUAAGCUCGGCAUACCGUGCUUGUGCCAGGAAGGUUGGAAAAACAAACUUCUUCCUUCCAGGAGAGAUAACUGGUGGAAAUACAUUUGGUGCCAUCUAUAUUGGCCGUGGGCGACAGACAGACAUGCGACCAAGCAGCUUGAAAGAUGCGGUUCGGCUGACUUACGACAACGACACCUACUUCAUUCGGAAGAAGGGUAAAUCUGCUUUGGAUGCUGGUGCUUUUCACUACUCUAUCUAUCGCAGUUUGACCAGGUUUCUGGGAAUGGAUGGUAACUUGGAGGCCGGCUUCGAUACUUCCCUCAAUUGGGUCGAGGCUUGGAACGAAAUGCUUCUCACCAACGACUUCAUUAACACGAAUACCGGUGAGCUUGAUCCACGGCAUAUGUUUGGUGCAACAAACCAAGAUGUUUUUCGCUGGCCCUCUCUUCAACAAGACACCCAAAGAUCACUCAUGGCCCUAUAUAUUAUCACAUUGCACCUUCCUGGUAUUCCCUUAGUUCUCUGGGGUGAAGAACAAGCAUUUUAUAUCCUCGACAGUUCAGCGCAGAAUUACAUUUUUGGCCGGCAACCAAUGUCCUCCUCAAUAGCUUGGCAAACCCAUGGAUGUUACAGCUUGGGCUCUUCCCAGUACUAUCAGUGGCCACUUGGACCUGCUAUUGAUGGCUGCCACGAUGAUGCUGUUAGCUAUGAUCAUAGGGAUCCAUCUCACCCUGUGAGAAACAUCCUAAAGGCCAUGUUCCAAAUGCGAGAAAAUUACCCUACCCUAAACGACGGCUUCUAUCUCCAACAAUUGUCAAAUUUGACUAGGACAAUAAUUUUUCCCGGUUCUAAUGGGGUCGCAACCGAGAUUGGCAUGUGGUCAGUUUUUCGUGGUCGGCUUGAUGGCGUGCAGGAUUUGGAGGGUGAGAACCUGCCUGUAUGGCUUGUCUAUCAGAACGAUAAUCAAACUGUCGAGUAUCAUUUUGAUUGCGAGAACAAAGCCAAAGCCCUUAUCUCCGUUUUUGGCUCGGGCGCUACAGUGAAGAAUUUAUUCUAUCCUUACGAUGAGCAUACUUUGCAACCCGGCCCUGUGAAACUUGGAAUAGAAGGAUCAACAGCUCUCAAUGGAUGCCUUGAGACUCUGCGAAUGGAUCCCUGGGAUUUUAGGGCUUAUGUUCCUAAAGCGAAGUUUAUCCGACCAAAGCCCAUGAUCACGAAGUUCUUUCCCGGCCAUGAUGCUCGUUUAGAAUCAAAAGUUGACGCCGAUUUAUAUGAAACCGUGCUUUUGGAGGUCCAUUUCUCAGACGACAUGGAUUGCAGCAGUGUUACUCAGAGUUUGUCGCUCAACUCAACAACACACAGCAACAAAAUACCUCUGGUUGAUUCUGCCAGUGUUCAAUGCACCUCUUUUGAGCCCGAAAGGACAAAAUUUCCCGGCGAAAUACCCGGAACCUGGAAGUGGUCAGCGAAUCUUACCAGGGUAUACAACGGCAUUCAUCAGUUGCAGUUCGACAAUCCAAGAGCAAAAGAUGGGAAACAGAGUACUGAUAACGUGGACCGAUUUCUCUUUCGUAUUGGACAAGCGAAUAACCCGAUGGUGUUCACUCGUGCCGCAAAUUAUUCACGCACUUUGUUACAUAGGAAUGAGAAGGGUCACCUGUAUGUGGCUCACCACGCUGCUGGUGCAGACUCUUACCGAUAUUCCACUAAUUGGGGCUCGACUUGGUCAGACUGGCUGCCUUAUAAAGGUGGAAACGAUACAUUGAAUAAGCAAGGAUGGUCUGGAACCAAGAAGCAGCAGUGGAUUGGAGAGCAUGUGAUUGUCGAAUACUGGAACCGCAUGGUAGGGAGCAGUAGCCAUAUGCAACACGGCGAUGUUGACUGGGAAAGUGACCAUCCACGAAGAUUUCCUCAUCUCUUUUGGAACGGUCCAUACAAUCAGUAUGGCUAUGAUGCCGGCGUUCGCAACCAGAUGCAGUUCAACGAUAACGGACAAUGGGCCAUUCGUUUUAUGACCGAGUGGCCGGCCUUGGCUCAGGUGAACGUCUGGGGUAUGAAUGCAGAUGGUAACCCCGAUAAGACGUACGUUUUCGGCGAUUCUGACGGCAAUUCUGUCUUGGACCGCCUUCCACCUUCGUCGUUGAAGAACGCCCUCGUAAAUAUAACCGAACACCCCCCUUCACCAUACUUAUCUUGGGAAUUUUUAUUGGACGAUGGGACACUCUAUUUCGAAUUGGUUCCGCGUGGAUCAAUGUACCAGCAGAUGGCUCUAUUUUUCCUCUUGCUGAUACUACCUCUUGCAACCGCCGGGGGUAGCCUGUAUGCCUUCAAAUGCUACUUUUGCCGGAUUACAUUCAACAACAAAGGCAGCGUGGGGGGUGGACAAGGGCUCUUGCUUCUGCCCGGAAGCAAUGACUAUGAAAGCUCUGGGCUGCUGAGAACAUUGGCGGACAAGUGCAACCUUUUCCCAAGAAGCAAGGAGCUCGGUUUCUCCGCCAACACUCGACGUACUGUCCUUAUUGCCACAAUGGAAUAUGACAUUAUGGACUGGGAAAUCAAGAUAAAGAUCGGCGGACUUGGAGUAAUGGCGCAAUUGAUGGGACAUCGCCUGGGACAUGUGAAUUUGGUCUGGGUCGUUCCCUGCGUCGAAGAUGUAAGCUAUCCGAUUGACCAAAAAGCGCAACCGAUGAUUGUGAAGUCGCUCGGCAAGGAUUGCAUUGUCGGCGUCCAAUACCACAUCAUGAAAAAUAUCACAUAUAUACUCCUGGAUGCCCCGAUAUUUCGGAAGCAAAAGAAGAAUGACCCCUAUCCCCCUCGGAUGGACGAUCUUGAGAGUGCUAUAUAUUACUCUAUUUGGAACCAAUGCAUUGCGCAAAUUAUGCGGAGAUUUCAAAUUGAUAUAUACCACAUCAACGAUUAUCACGGCGCGCUUGCUCCUCUAUACAUACUCCCAAAGACUGUACCAGUGUGCCUAUCCCUCCACAACGCCGAGUUUCAGGGCCGCUGGCAAAUUCGCAGUGAUGAUGAUAUGACAGAGUUGUGUAGUGUGUUCAAUAUUUCCGAGGAUAUUACACGACGUUAUAUUCAAUUUGGGGAGGUGUUCAAUUUACUGCACGCUGCUGCGAGCUAUUUACGGAUUCACCAAGGCGGUUUUGGGAUAGUUGGCGUGUCCGAAAAAUAUGCCGAAAGGUCUUAUAAAAGAUAUCCCAUCUUUUGGGGGCUGAAGGCCGUGGGCAAAUUACCCAACCCAGACCCUCAAGAUGAUAAUGAAGUGGUCGAACUUGACCCUCGAUUUGAGAGCAUAAAAGCUCAAUUGAAGAGGGAGUCACAAAAAUGGGCUGGUCUUGACCAGGACCCCAACGCCCAUCUGUUUGUCUUUGUCGGAAGGUGGUCGGACCAAAAAGGAAUUGACCUUAUUGCGGACGUCUUUCCCCAUCUUCUCGAGACUCGACAGGACGUGCAGCUUAUUUGUAUGGGGCCAAUUAUUGAUUUUUAUGGGAGAUUCGCCGCGUUAAAGCUCCACAAGCUUAUGGAGAUGUAUCCAACCCGAGUAUAUUCAAGACCGAAGUUCACAGUUUUUCCCAAUUGCGUGCGGGAAGGGGCUGAUUUCGUAUUGAUACCAUCAAGGGAUGAGCCUUUCGGCCUGGUAGCCGUCGAAUUUGGUCGCAAAGGCGUCAUUGGAAUAGGCGCUAAAGUCGGGGGGCUCGGCAAAAUGCCAGGAUGGUGGUAUUCGGUUGAAUCUACUGCAACUCGUCACUUGCUACAUCAGUUUGAGCGAGCCAUCAAUCAGGCGCUAAGGGCGAGGCCGGAAGUCCAUGCUAAAAUACGCGCUAGAUCAAUAACGCAGAGGUUCCCGGUCUCACAAUGGGUGGAAAGGCUCGAUAUGUUACACAUCAAUGCCAUGAGGAUCCAUGAGAGAUAUCGUAAUCCGACUACUCCCAAGGCUCAGAAUCCGAAGGACCAAAGGCGCAGAACUCAAAGCGACUUCCAAAAUACCGACCACCCAGAGGCUGAUUUGUUAAAUUCUCUGCAUCCCGUCUUUCCUCCCAGUGAUCGACUUGUAGGACUACGCAGUGGCCAUACCGUUUCCCUAGAAUGGCUUGUGGGAAACAGAACGGAUUUCUGCUUGCAAAAUGUGGAUCCUAGCUUCGACGAUCAAAACGGCAAAUUUACGGAAGAAUUUAUGAUGAAACUCGAACUUUUGAAUGGGAACAACUCCAUGAAGUCCUUGUGUAUCGAGGAGUUCAUAGUCAAGAGCCAACGACAGUGGUAUAAGAAACUCAGCAACGCCUUCUUGGGUAGAGCAAAGGAUACCAUUCCGUUAGAGAAAUCUACCGUGGAAGAUCUUCUGACUCUUCCACCUGCACUUAGCGAAGAUUUAGAAUCUGGCAGCAUCGAGGAUAGUAAAGGCGGCAAGUCCGCAACUGGUCUUAAGCGAAUGAUGCUGUAUCGUGUUGGCUAUUGGCCUGUUUAUUCCUUCUUCCUUGCCUUCGGGCAGAUAAUUGCGGUAAACUCUUACCAGAUAAUGCUCCUCACUGGAGAGAUUGGUGAAGCAGCCAAGAAGCUAUACGCUAUUGCAUCGAUAUAUCUUCUCGGCUCUAUUUUGUGGUGGUUGAUGUUUCGAAAAUUCGAGCUAGCUACUACGCUCUCUAGUCCGUUUGCGGCAUAUAGUUUUGCCUUUCUUGUUGUCGGCUUUGCCCAGAUUUGGUAUGCCAAAGGACGUUUGCUUCAGAAUAUUGCUGCUGGUGUAUAUUCAUUCGCUUCAGCGAGCGGAUCUGUCUUCUUUGCCUUGAAUUUCAAUGAUGAAGCAGGUAGCCAAGUGAGAGACUGGGUGUUUAGAGCUUGCAUUAUUCAAGGCACACAACAAAUAUUUGUGGUUGCCUUGUGGUACUGGGUUUCAAAGUUGUCGAAGAGUAUGGCUGAAGGGAUGAAUCAGACCGAGAGAUUGGGUUCAUGGCAAAUCCAGUCCAUCGUAUUUCCUGUUGCUUGUGUGCUGGGUGCCAUCGGGGUCAUUGUUUAUCUUGGGCUUCCAGACUGCUACCGGGGCCGUAGCGGGAAAAUUCCCUCGUUUUACACUUCUGUCUUCCGCCGCAAUAUUAUCGUAUGGUUUUUUGCCUCUGUGGUCAUACAGAACUUCUUUCUCAGUCCGCCUUAUGGUCGCAAUUGGUGGUUCCUCUGGAGCUCCAAACAUACGGAAUCGUGGCAAGUCCUAUUGCUUAUCUUUGUGUUUUUCGUGUUUGUUUGGUUUACGAUGCUUGCUCUUUUAAGAAAAAUGUCCAAAAACCAUACUUGGGCAUUACCAGUAUUUGCAGUUGGGCUUGGCGCGCCAAGAUGGGCGCAGAUAUGGUGGGCAACAAGUAAUAUUGGCCAAUUCAUCCCAUGGGCAGGAAGCUACACAACAGGCGCUCUUGUUUCCCGAGCCUUAUGGCUAUGGCUCGGGGUAUUAGAUUCUGCGCAAGGCAUUGGCUUUGGAACAACUCUUCUGCAAACAUUAACCCGGGUCCAUAUAUGCUUCACACUCCUGGCAGCGCAGAUGUUUGGAUCGGUGGCAACCAUGCUAGGCCGUGCUAUUUCUCCCAAUAACAUCGGUCCUGGAAAUGUGCAUCCUGACAUUUCAGGUGGAGCGAAUGCUAUUCUGACUCCUUGGUUUUGGAUCACGCUACUAUUACAGCUUGCUAUUCCGGUGGGCUUCUUUUUGUUUUUCCGUACAGAGCAGCUAAGUAAACCGUGA
Messenger RNA from Coccidioides immitis RS, 6672 nucleotides. RefSeq names its product alpha-1,3-glucan synthase. Lineage: Eukaryota; Fungi; Ascomycota; Eurotiomycetes; Onygenales; Onygenaceae. Gene Ontology annotation, cellular component: fungal-type cell wall. The transcript is spliced from 8 exons. The coding region runs from base 1 to 6672 and encodes 2223 amino acids. The record is from RefSeq and is a predicted model, not a curated record. Gene Ontology annotation, biological process: fungal-type cell wall (1->3)-alpha-glucan biosynthetic process. Gene Ontology annotation, molecular function: alpha-1,3-glucan synthase activity.